Messenger RNA from Branchiostoma belcheri (Belcher's lancelet), 1958 nucleotides. RefSeq lists its product as uncharacterized. Lineage: Eukaryota; Metazoa; Chordata; Leptocardii; Amphioxiformes; Branchiostomatidae. Bases 1 to 1887 code for a protein of 628 amino acids. The transcript is spliced from 11 exons. The record is from RefSeq and is a predicted model, not a curated record.
AUGGCUACCGGAGGUCUCACGCUGUUGGCAGUUUUCCACGUCCUGAUUCUCCUCCAGGUCCAAGUGCAGGGAGACGUCAGACCCACCAUCGCUGCCCUGAACAGGAGGAUCGCAGACCUGCAGGCGCUACACGAUGAGGACGUCAUACCCGGACAGGCGAGGCAGAAGGGGCUGUACUCUAGUAUGAUCCGGUUAAACGUGCACGGCCCACCUGAGGUAUCCGUCCUCCGAGACAUGGGUCUGUACGACAACAACGCGUUCGCCACGCUGUGGAUCGUGACGUGUCUGCUGGAGAGUCACACCUACGGCACGGCUCCUGCCCCGGACCCCGGCCGCCUGCAGCUGGCUGUGGACGCCGUCAACACCUUCCACUCAAAAAAUCUGCCUGGCCAGUCUGCCAUGGACUUCUGGCCGCAGGUGUAUAACGAGUCGGGAGGUGUGUGGGUGCAGUCACCUGAGAACCUGCUGCAGGUGAUGCAGCUGGGGGAGAACGACUUCCCGUGGAACACUAUCAAGAAAGUCCUGCUGGGCCUCGGCCUAGACAAGCUGUGGAAGGACGUGGCGGACAUGCACGAAGUGCUAAAAGACACGGAGCACGCCUACCGCAUUCCCCCCGACUUCGACGACUCUUUCCUGAACCUUGGUCUGGGCGCCCAGCUGCUCCAACUGAAGGACAGUUUCCCGCUCGCCUACCGGUCCUGGGCGUCCAACAACACGGACCUCCAGUCCCUUCAGAACCACCUCAAGUCGUACGCCUACCGGCCGCUGUCCAGGGACAACAACGCCGACACGAUCGACCCCAGAACGUACUACUACAUGCGGCCGUUCUUGGAAAAGGCGGCGAGGGAAGGGGACGAGAUCGCCUUGGUAACUACAUGGCUGCAGAAUCUUGCUGAGUUGCGCGUGAUGGUUGAGAAGGGCGUGCUGAUGCCGUAUAACCUGAACAACGUGGACGUGACCGUGGCCGCCAACACGCUGGCCGGCAUCACGGAGGCCCUGCUGGCGGGACUGGUGAACCAAGAGAAGUGGUUUGACCACGACGUGCAGAGAAUCUACCUGAACACGACCGCCAUGAUUUCCUGGGCCGUGACGUCAGAGGCCAUCUUCACCCGCCCUGACCUGGUGAUGACGUACUACCCAUCUCUCUACAACUUCCUGUGGUACUCCUCCCGAACUCUCUUCCUCCUGCAGUCCAACCAGGACAGGCUGCAACACUACCCCGACUGUGUCAGGGAUGUGCAGCAGAUUCUUACCACGACAUUCAGAGACCACGUUACACCUAAACUGUUGGCGCGUGCGCAGACGGACCGCGGACAAGAGACGUUUUUUGACGACUUUCUGGGGGACGGAGACAAGGACAUCUUUGGAAGACCGAAGAUCCAUGGAGAAGACCGUAUCUUCAGCACAGCACAGGUAGUGAAUACGCUACUGGCAACCUGGACAACGUUCAACAGGACCUCUAAGAAGUUGGUGUGGAUAGAAGAAACCCCCGCAGACGUGAAGACCCUGGUGUCUGAGGCCGUGUCUUGGCUGGAGAAGAACACCCUGAGCGGCAGGUACAAGCCGUACAACGCCUUCUUCUCCGGAUCCACCAAGGGGCUCUCUUCGGUGCCUUUCCUGUACCCGGCUAACUUCGUGCAGUACCUGAACGGUUCGGCUGUGCCGCCUGCUGCCAACGUGUCGUUUGACGUCAUAGCGGGAGUCACUGGCGUCAUCGAUCCUGAUGAGUACCAAAAGAUGGUUGAGCAGCCCCAUUUCGGAUACGCCACGCCUACAAAGUUUGACGGGUUCAACGGUCCGGAAAACUUCUUCCCCUUCUGGUCCUCCGAACCGUACACAUACGCUACUGUCAUGCUGGCACUGGCGCAGUACGACAAUAUAGCAUGAUUUGUGGAAUAGUUCAAUGUUUCACGUAGUCACCACAAAAUUAAACACAUGUAUGAUGAUGUUACUAAUAG